Molecule: messenger RNA, 1233 nt
Organism: Mesocricetus auratus (golden hamster)
Lineage: Eukaryota; Metazoa; Chordata; Mammalia; Rodentia; Cricetidae
Gene: Efcab2
Product: EF-hand calcium binding domain 2
Exons: 7
Coding region: 393-887 (164 amino acids)
Molecular function (GO): calcium ion binding
Source: RefSeq, a predicted model, not a curated record
UGGGACAGGGAGAAGCCGGGCUCGGGGCCCCGGGCUGGGGGACCGCGCUCUGCACCCGAGAUCUGCGCAAAAACCAAACCAACAAAAACCCCAAACAAGCAAACAAACAAAUGAGCGAGGCCCGCCACGUCCGCCGAGGGGGAGCUCGGAGUACUUGAGCUCUCAGGAUAGUCACAAACAGGCCAAGGCAGGCAACGGGACUUUAUUAAUGAACGACUCCCCUAGGCCGAAAGAACUCGGUUUUCCCCCUCGGUUCCGGGGGGGAAAGCGGAGCGGCCCCGGGCGGAAGAGGGAGGACCCCGCGCGUCAAGGGGCUCCCUCCCGCAGGCCCGGCUCGCGCGCCCCGCAGGGUUUGUGAUGGGCAUCUCCCAGGCGACGGGCUCCGCACCAAGAUGGCGGAGGAAAAGGAGCGGGAAGGUACAGAGGUAAUAGUGGCAGAAUAUCAUAAGAAGAUCAAAGAUGCCUUUGAAGUGUUUGACCAUGAAACAAAUAAUACAGUGGAUGUGAGAGAGAUUGGGACAAUUAUCAGAUCACUGGGAUGCUGCCCUACUGAAGGAGAGCUACAUGAUUUCAUUGCAGAGGUGGAGGAAGAGGAACCCACUGGAUACAUUAGAUAUGAAAAAUUUCUUCCAGUGAUGACCAAAGCACUUCUGGAAAGAAAAUACAGACCAAUUGCUGAAGAUGUCCUUCUCAGAGCUUUUGAGGUUUUGGAUCCAGCUAAACGAGGGAUUCUGACCAAGGAAGAGCUGGUUAAAUACAUGACUGAGGAAGGUGAACCUUUUUCUCAAGAGGAAAUGGAAGAAAUGUUGUCUGCUGCAAUUGAUCCCGAAUCAAAUGCCAUCAAUUACAGGGACUACAUAACAAUGAUGGUGAUAGAUGAAAAUUAAAUGCUCCAAAGACUUAGUUUCUUUUUUCUUCUUUUGAGAUGACUGUAAGAACUUAAUUUCUAAUUGAAAGGGUAGUUUGAAAAAUUGUUUGUCCUAAUUAAUUUCACAUUUUAGCUUAUAAUCUCUGUAUUUAGUGCCUUAUGCUAUAAUUGUUUCAAGGUAUUUGUUUUCUAGAGAUGACCUAUUUAAAACAUAAAUUUGUUUAGUAUGACCAGAUUUAUAGGAUAACAAGUUGAUUACUUAAAAGGAAUUGUAAAACAUUUUAACACUAAAUGUAUUAAUUGCUUAUUUUGCACAACUAGGCCAGUGUUACCUUGAAAUUAAUUAAACAGAAAAUGAAGAUGGA